Molecule: messenger RNA, 1807 nt
Organism: Halichondria panicea
Lineage: Eukaryota; Metazoa; Porifera; Demospongiae; Suberitida; Halichondriidae
Exons: 1
Coding region: 1-1653 (550 amino acids)
Source: RefSeq, a predicted model, not a curated record
AUGGGAGUGUAUGACACACCCACACCUCCACACAACACAGAUAAUCUAGAGACAAUGGCUGAAUUCAGUAGAACAGAAAUCUCCACUGCAAGCCAGCAAACCAUUGAAUACAAUACAGACACGGAUGAUGAAGUGAAAACAAAGCCUGACAACAAACAGCAAUAUUCUCUAGAAGAACCUCCAGAAGCAGAAGCGGCUACAGACUAUUAUUAUGACAUUCUAGUUGUCGGGAAAACUGGAAUGGGUAAAAGUUCCACUGUCGACAAGGUAAUGGUCCCGAACACACCUGUAGUGACAAUACCCAAGCAAGAACACGAUGAAAUCGAAACGAGUGAUUUACAUCGAAGCAAUAUACAAAUCGUUAGCUCCACAGCAGCGCAAAACAACCGACAAAGAAGAGGGGAGGUUGUAAACUCGAGAAAACCUCUGAAGAAAACUUCUACUGACCAAAAAAGAGGCUCAGGAAUAGAAGAAGUAAGCGGAGCUCACGGUGAAAAUAGAGGGCUAGAUGAAAGUUUAGACAUGCACAGAGACAAGACACAAUGGGAGAAUUUGACGGGAUGGGUGUUAUCUACCGAUCAAGAUGAGCAUGCAAACUUCUUAAUCAGACUUAAAAAUAUCAUAUUUUGUCGACAAACAUACGAAAAAGAGCCACAUAUAAACAUUGAUGAACUUAGAAAUGCCGAUGACCUGCGGGAGAGCGUAUACAAGAGCUCAAGAAGCUGCCAACUUUUGACAAACGAAAACUCAAGGAUUCAAAUUCUAGACACUCCUGGUUUCUUUAGCGCCGAUUUCAUGGAAGGAGCUACAAACACGAAAGACAGCAAUUUAGCUGUUGUGCGACACAUUGUCCGUAUCCAGGCACUGGCUGGGCUAAGAUUUCAACGCGUUCUUUACUUUCUACCAACCGGCCCACUAAAAAGAGCAGAUCGAGUGAUUCAACAAGAAAUCCAAGAAAUGGUAAAAUUCUUCGGUGUAUCCAUCUUUAAGCGCAUGGUGCUUGUGGGCACAGCUGCCAGCCACACGAGUGAAGAUCUCAGUCUAUCUACAGAGCAAAAAUUUCCAGCGAAAAAACUGGAACAAAGCAGAAAUCUCUUUUGUGAAGCUCUAGUUAGGGAGUAUCAAGAGAAGAGGAAGGACACAACCAGACUACCUAGACCACCAAUCAUUUUAAUCACCAUGACAGACACCUGUGAGCAGAUUUUGGACAAGAUAACAUCAGCAGAUAUUGAGAACGACAGCAAUGAUGGGCUGAAAUUGGAGUUCAACACAAACACGUGCUGCCGCUGUGGUAUAGAGACUGGCGUCCAAGAAGACGAUACUUUGAUGGCUGAGUAUAGAGGGCCAGGGGAAGCCCCUUGGAGCAAUGCAAUACCGUACAAACAGUCAUUAUGUCAUCCGUACAUGCACUCGACAUAUACAGCACGUUCAGUUUUUCGCGGAUUCGCACGACUGCUUCUUUUAGAGUGGAAUUUCAGCGAGGAGAAGUGUAUCAGCUGUCACAAAGGCCCCGGGGCUCAGGGGUGUAAGCAAGUGAAUACAAUAUACGAGGAAAAUGGAUACCAACCAAUCAAAGUUGACCACACCUACAAUAUGGAUACGAAAAGAGCACGAGCCAGCAUCGAAAGUAGCAGUGAGACCUCUAUUAAUUGAUGCCAGCAUCGAAAGUAGCAGUGAGACCUCUAUUAAUUGAUUUCUGUACAGUAUAUAGGUAUUUGUUUUAUACAAGCACUAGUGUGUGUGUUUAAUAUUUGUGUGUGCACAAUUAAUUAUCAUGUGACCACACUCAUUAUCCAUUCUCUUAUCA